AUGUCAACAGUGACUAUCAGUCUACCGGGUCUACCACCCAAGUACCACACCCUGUCUACAUCCUCCCCCUUCCCUACCCCCUGUACUGUUACGAAAGAAAAGCUCACCCACUAUGUUCACGAUCUCAUUUCUUUCCUUGCAGAACCGAUGGUAGCGGAGUUGACGGGGUUACAUCCUAACCAGUUCGCGCUUUCCGACCUAAUGCAAAGGAAGAUUGAGUGGGGUGGAUGGGUAGAGCUGUUAAGUGGCGGUGAAGAGAGACUAAGCUCGAGAGGUGAAGUUGAAGGGAAUACCAGGUCGUUGGAUUCUUGUACAGAGGGGUUGAGUGACGACGCUUUGAGAGGACUGGUUAAGGAUGGAAUCCUUCCUCCAUCUGCUCCUCAGGAACUGGUGAAUCUAGUGAAUUACGCUCGUAUGCUUUCUCUCGAUCGGACGGUCGGUUCGCCGAUCUUUGCUCCAAGGGCAGCACAAGGACUUAAUUAUAAGGGACUUACAGCCAAGAAAGCACAUGAGGUCCUACAGCUAUCGAAGGUGAUUUAUGAAGUUUUGGGAGAGCAGCAGUCGCGGGUGGCUAAUGGUGGCGAGAGCGGUGACCCAAGGGGUGACACUUCUCGACCCCGAUAUCGUGUGGUUGACGUGGGUGCUGGUCAAGGAUACCUCUCGAGACAAUUGGCCUUCCCUUACGCUCGGCAGAGUCAGAGCAGUCCGGAUUUGGGUGUCACAUCGUUGCCUCCAAUUGAUGUCUUAGUUAUCGAGUCAGAGAGUCAUCAGCUUGAGGGAGCUACUCGGAGAGAUGCAGUGCAUGUGGGGGGAAACAUUAAGCUGGCGGAACGGGAUGGUCGAACGCGUCGUUCUGGCACCGGCCCGGGUCCUGUCCCUGGUGAUUUCCACGACGCCUGUUCUCAAGCCGCAGGUCUGGGAUCCACGGACACUAUUGGAUCCCUAACAUAUAAACAGGCACGGAUAUCGAGGGACAACCUUAGGAAGGAGAUAUAUUCUUGGAUCCGCGAGAACAUUUCUGGUACGGCAACGCAAGAUAAUACGGAGGGUGAUAGCCCAGGUACUACAGCUUUGCUUCUAACAGGAUUACACGCCUGCGGAUCACUUACGCCCUCUAUACUGCAUUCGUUCCUCGAUCUUACGACCCACCGAUCUGGAAGUCAUGCCAGUACGACGGCGGAUGAUUCCAGUUCUGAUUCGCCCGGUUCAAAGGUGAGAGACCUGUUGAAGGCCGAGGACGUUUCGCUUGUUGUGGUGGGUUGCUGUUAUAAUUUAAUGACGGAUGAAGACUUCCCACUUUCCAAGGCCGUCCAUCAAUUUUGGGAAGAAAAGGGCGCUUCCGCUUCUACCUCGUCUACCGGACCUUCCAUCGUUACCACUACCACCCCACGUCUAACACGCCAACACCUCCAACUAGCCUGCCAAUCUCCUUCUCAAUGGGUUCUCUCGGGUAAAUCAUGGUCCGAAGCAUCCCUCGCUAGACGAAAAGUUGUUUACCGUGCGCUGUUGGGGAGGUAUGUGCAAAGGGUGCACGGUCACGAUGUGGUCAGAGUGGAUGAUAAUCGUGAUGGUGAUAGGGGUUACGGCGGCAGUUGUGAAGGCGAUAGGGAUGAGGGAGAGAUGCUGCCAGGCUCAGGUCCUAUGUCUAUUCACGGGAAGAGACUUGGACGGAUGCGAGAUUCUGUGUAUUCGAGUUGGGAGACGUUUCUGAAGAUAGCGUUGGAACGAUUUGAUCUCCCUCCGACGGUCCCGCUACCAUCGUCGCUGCCUUCUCAUAACCACUCAAAUGCAGGUAAAGAAAAUCCGAGGACAGGGAUAGACGAUCUCUUCCCCAAAAAACUUUAUAGACAAAUCGAACUCCUGCAUGUUCUUCAAGCGCUCGUGGGACCUGUUAUUGAGAGUCUGAUCGUUGUUGAUAGGGUGCUAUAUGUUGCGGAAGGGUUGGAGAGGUUGGAGUGUUGGAGUGGGGAUGGGCAAGGGGAAUGGGAUCCGAAAAAGGAGAGGGAAGCAGGGAAGUGGAGGGUUGAGGGGAGGAAUGUGUUUUCUAUCUGUUCGGGAAGUGCGAGGAAUGUAGGUGUCGUUGUUUAUUGGGAAGGGAGAGGGACGAGAGGAGAUAACGGCCCCUGA
Messenger RNA from Cantharellus anzutake, 2127 nucleotides. RefSeq lists its product as uncharacterized. The record is from RefSeq and is a predicted model, not a curated record. Bases 1 to 2127 code for a protein of 708 amino acids. Lineage: Eukaryota; Fungi; Basidiomycota; Agaricomycetes; Cantharellales; Hydnaceae. The transcript has 3 exons.